AUGAUUGGUGGCUUGAACUGGCGGUAUGUUUACUUCCUCUCCUUGGGGUUGAAGUUCUAUUUUGCCCUCUCGGACUCCUACAUCCACCCGGAUGAACAUUUCCAGAACUUUUCGGUUCUCACAGGCAUGUACCGGUUCUUGCACUUUUCGACAUAUAUUCCAUGGGAAUUUACAGCGGAACAUCCGGCCCGGAGCUUUGCACCUCUUUUAGCGGUGUACGGUCCGAUUCUCACGGUCGUUUCGUACUUCAACACUGACGUGACGCCGCAGGUUCUCCUAUACUUGUUUCGUCUCCAAUUUUGUCUCAUGUCGUGGAUAGUUACAGACUGGUGUAUCCAUCGGUUAUUGCCAUCCAAGCCGGAACGUGUCAAGGCGCUUCUCUUUGUCUCCACCUCAUACGUCACCCUCACGUAUCAGAACCAUACCUUCUCCAAUAGCAUUGAAACGUUGGUCUUGAUGCCGUGUUUGGUGAUUAUCAAUCAAUUGAGGGAAGCGAUGGAGAUCAAUACGUCGAAGGAAACCAAUAAACACCGAAAGCUCUUCACCUUGGGCUGUUUAAUCGCCUUUGGGACCUUCACGCGCAUCACGUUCCCCGGAUUUUUGAUCCUUCCGUUAUAUUACGUGUUUCAGCACUUUCGCAUACACAGAUUAUCCGUUUCUUCUUGUGCACUCGGCUUUGGCCUCACUUCCUUCUUGGCUAUUCUCAUUGAUACCCACGCUUUCCAAUCCACGUCGUAUGUGAUCGCGCCGUUUAACAACUUGCUUUACAACCUUGACUACACCAACCUCUCGAACCACGGCAUUCACCCCCGAUACACGCACGUUUUCGUCAAUCUACCGCAAAUUCUCGGCCCGGGUCUUGUAUUUCUCGUUUAUCGCAACGGAUACAGAAAAACCACACCGUUUUUAGCUCUUCUUUCUGGGGUGCUUUGCUUGUCGGUGUUUCCCCACCAGGAACUCCGCUUCCUUGUGCCGUUGCUGCCCCUCGCAUGCUGUUGCUUCGACCUCCGGCCGUAUCCUGCCACUACUGUGAAGUACUUGCUCUACGCGUGGUACGCGUUCAACGCGCUUAUGAGCGUGCUCAUGGGUGUGUAUCAUCAGGGUGGGGUCAUUCCGGUGUUGGCCCAUUUGCGGGAAGAGAACUUCACCGGGGUGCAGAUCUGGUGGAGAACUUACAGCCCCCCAGAAUGGAUCUUGGGGUCGAAGAGCAUGACGAUUCUCAAGCCAGAGUCACUCCAAGGACUCCAAGCCUUAGACACCGGUGCUGACGUGCUUGUGGACUUGAUGGGGGCUGGUAUUGAGGAGGUGAAUGCCGUUUUAAGCAUCGCCAAGGAAAGGUUUGGUUCCGUUUUGCUCGUCACCCCUGUCGCUUCAUACAACACCAACACAUUUAGUGUGGCAUUGGAUCCUUCAUGGACAUACGCCUACCACCUUGAUAUGGACCAUCUUGACUUUGGCGACUGGAAGUCACUUUCGCCUGGUAUUUGCAUCUACAACUUGAUCUGA
Messenger RNA from Babjeviella inositovora NRRL Y-12698, 1506 nucleotides. RefSeq names its product glycosylphosphatidylinositol-alpha 1,2 mannosyltransferase (gene SMP3). The record is from RefSeq and is a predicted model, not a curated record. Bases 1 to 1506 code for a protein of 501 amino acids. The transcript has 3 exons. Gene Ontology annotation, biological process: GPI anchor biosynthetic process. Gene Ontology annotation, cellular component: endoplasmic reticulum membrane. NCBI's taxonomy places the organism in Eukaryota, Fungi, Ascomycota, Pichiomycetes, Serinales. Gene Ontology annotation, molecular function: alpha-1,2-mannosyltransferase activity.